AUGAUGGGAAGUGAAUCGGGCGAUUCUAUAUUACAGGAAGACAUAGAGUUUUAUGGUUCCGUCCAACAUUACACAAACAACCGAGCAGAUCUAACAUCGGCUGAUCCCGGAUUCUAUCCAUAUGGUAUACCAGUUGUGAAGCGUAACGACAUCCGCAACAUGGCAUAUAUGGACACGGCCUCCACUGAGGUGUACUUAUCGCAAAAUGUCGUCAGAGGAGACCCGGACACGGCAAUAGAUUCUGAAAGCCUCUUGACGGUAUCCUUACCGUACGACGAUGAGUGUGACACUGAUUACGAACACUCUGGUGGCGAAUCGAGCCUCUCAAGCCGAUACGCGCUACAGGGUCAAGAGAAAGAAGACGAAAGCCGAUCCACUGACACGCAACAGAAGCCAUUUUCAAUCAACAUGGAGCUGGCAAUUUAUAUGCUCAUAUUCGUGAUAACGAAUUCUGCCCAACCUCUGCUGAUAUUUCUGUUGAGACAGAAAGGAGGAACUCCAAAUGGAACGUACACAUUCCUCAUACCGACCUACAUGGCCAUGAUCUGCGUAGGGUACUACCCUACCACAAAAAGCAUAUGGGAGGAGUCAUGGUCAUACCCCCUAAUGCUAUCGGGGCUGGAUAUCGUACACCAGGUUGUGGAAAAAGCCGGACUCGUGGCGUGUGGGCCGUCAAUCUACACUAUCGCAUCUAGUACAAAUACCAUGUUCUUGGCUUUACUGUCUAGCGUGGUGUUGCGGAAAAGAAUCUCUGGGAUGACGUGGGCAUCCAUAUCGCUCAUCUCGGGCGCCAUAGCAAUUAGCGGAUUGACGCAGAUCGAGGAGAUCACCACUACACAAAUAGUGGGAUUCUUCUUGGUUGUCAUCGCGGCGCUAGUCAACGCGUUCAACUCCAUCAUUAGUGAAGACCUGCUACGAAAGAAAAAAAUAGAGGGACCGAACCUGGUGUGCAUGAUGGGUAUGAUAUCGCUGACGAUAUUCUUUGUAUGGUCACUGAUAUUCACUAUCCCUCAACGACACAUGCUAUUCGACUCGAAAAGCGCAAUGAACCCCUUCGAUCUAUCGAGCGUCCUCAGCAUACUGUUCGUUCUCUUCAUCUCGAAUUUCUUCCGUUCGUCUGUCUACUAUUAUAUAGUCAAGGAGGCCGGAUCGGUAUGCUGCGGUGUCCUCAAGGCCGUUCGCAUUAUCAUCGUUGUCGCUGGUAGUCACGCACUCUUCUCGUACGCGGAUAAGUCGCAAGUUAUGACUACCGGGAAGGUCAUAUCAUCCAUAGUGUGCUCGCUCGGAGUCAUCAUGUACUCGGUGGAGCACGCCAGCAUCCCGAAACCGAAGGAUGCGUGA
Messenger RNA from Babesia ovata, 1341 nucleotides. Its product is annotated as transporter permease. The transcript has 5 exons. The record is from RefSeq and is a predicted model, not a curated record. Bases 1 to 1341 code for a protein of 446 amino acids. NCBI's taxonomy places the organism in Eukaryota, Apicomplexa, Aconoidasida, Piroplasmida, Babesiidae. Gene Ontology annotation, cellular component: membrane.